AUGGUCUUCAAGAACAUAUUCACCUCUCCAAAGAAGAAGGACAACUCCAAAUCACGUAGGACAGGGGAUACAGAAUCAUCACCCCGGCAUUCGGAAAGUCCAUCUCACUCCUCCAAGCCCCCCUCGAAGCACUCCAGGCAUCGCACAAUAUCUCCACUUUCACGCUAUCCAGACCUGUCAAAAAGAUCAAGAUCACGAAGACCGUCAUACGAAUCUACCAGUAGUGAUAUUCACCCUCUCAAUCUCCCUCCUGCAGAGCGGGAGCGCCGACGCUCGGCUAUGUCCACCACAGACGAGUCCGCCGACAUGUCGUCGCCUAACGAGAAUGCAACAAGUGAAGCAAACAGAUCGCCAGAAUACUCGCAUGCAAAUGGAGAAAAAAGUCCAACUCCUCCACCCCACAAGAUGUCGUUUUCCAAACCCAAGCCAGAUCUAGAUCCAGAAGCCUGCAAGGCCUCGGGCAACAAAUACUUCAAAGCCAGGGACUUUACAAGAGCUGUUCAAGAAUACUCAAAAGAAACAGCCCUCUCGGUAGAGCCUAAUUCAGUGACUUAUUUGUCCAACCGCGCUGCAGCUCAGAUGUCGGCAAACCGGUUCUCCGAAGCACUUGAAGACAUACAGAGGGCUUCUUCAAUAGAAUCAGACAAUCCGAAAGUAUUACAGAGGCAAGCACGGGUUCUGACGAGUUUAGGACGUCCUUCUGAAGCAUUGGAUGUCCUUGACCGACUUUCGAGUCUCACAGAAGUGUCAUCCUCAGACAUGAAUUUAGCCUCGAACAUGCAAGCACACAUACGGCAAGCUGAGCAAGCCGUCAAAGAAGGUACGACUGGCUCCAUGGCCAUCCAUGCAUUAGAUCAAGCGGACAGACUCCUCGGACCACAGGUGGAAAGACCGAGAAAAUGGCAACUCCUGCGUGGAGAAGCAUACUUGAAGAUGGGAAACAUCAAUGCCAUCGGACAGGCACAGGAUGUUGCAAUGACACUGUUACGAAAGAACCAAAAUGACCCGGAGGCUCUCGUGCUACGUGGUCGAGCGUUGUACGCACAAGGGGAUAAUGCGAAGGCCUUGAAUCAUUUCAAGACGGCUUUGAGCUGUGACCCAGACUACAAGGAAGGUCGGAAGUAUUUGAGAAUGGUGAAAGAACUCGACACCUUAAGAGAAGACGGAAACAGAUUUUACAAACUUGGCAAGUUGAAGGACGCUGUGGAAACCUACACAAAGGCUUUGGAUGUUGAUUCCGGCAAUAAGCUAGCGAACGCGAAGAUCAUACAUAACCGUGCUUUGGCAUAUAUGAAGCUCAAAGACUAUAAAGCUGCUUUGUCAGAUUGUGACCGAGCCUUGACGCUCGAUCCUUCCUUCCUCAAAGCGCGCAAAACUCGUGCAAAUGCUCUCGGUGAGUCUGGCUCAUGGGACGAUUCCGUUCGAGAAUGGAAGUCUAUAGCGGAGCAACACCCUGAGGAGACUGGCAUUAACAGCAACAUCCGUCAUGCCGAGCUCGAAUUGAAGAAGUCAAAACGCAAAGAUUUGUACAAGAUCCUCGGCGUUGCGAAUGACGCCAGUGACAACGAUAUUAAGAAGGCCUACCGAAAGCUUGCCAUCGUGCAUCACCCGGACAAGAAUCCUGGAGACGAAGGAGCUGCUGAGCGCUUCAAGGAUAUUGGCGAGGCAUACGAAACUCUCAGUGACUCGCAGAAGAGAGCCAAGUACGACAGUGGCGAGGAUUUAAUUGAUCCAAGCGAGAUGUUCGCCCAACAAGGUGGCAUGGGAGGCUUCCCAAUGGGAGGAGGCAUGGGCGGAAUGCAGAUCGAUCCAGAGAUGCUUUUCAACAUGAUGGGCAGUGGUGGAGGCAUGGGCGGUGGCCGCGGUGGAGGUCCUCAAUUCUCAUUUUCGACAGGCGGAUCGCCAUUUGGAGGUGGAGGUGGCGGAGGCGGCGGACGAAGUCGUGGAGGGCAAUCCGGGUUCUCUGGUUUCAAUGGAUUCUAG
Messenger RNA from Bacidia gigantensis, 1983 nucleotides. RefSeq lists its product as uncharacterized. The coding region runs from base 1 to 1983 and encodes 660 amino acids. The record is from RefSeq and is a predicted model, not a curated record. Gene Ontology annotation, molecular function: protein binding. The transcript is spliced from 3 exons. Lineage: Eukaryota; Fungi; Ascomycota; Lecanoromycetes; Lecanorales; Ramalinaceae.